Tilletiaria anomala UBC 951 is the source of this 2682-nucleotide messenger RNA. RefSeq names its product multicopper oxidase. Lineage: Eukaryota; Fungi; Basidiomycota; Exobasidiomycetes; Georgefischeriales; Tilletiariaceae. The transcript has 12 exons. Bases 438 to 2624 code for a protein of 728 amino acids. Gene Ontology annotation, molecular function: oxidoreductase activity; copper ion binding. The record is from RefSeq and is a predicted model, not a curated record.
GGCCUGCCAAGGACGCAGAGCUGUGCAGGCUUGUGUUUGUUGCUUCUUCCCAUCCUCCAGCCACAACGCGGAUCAAACAUUUUACAGACAUCUGCUUGCUGAAAUGCCGCAAACAAAGCCACAGAUCGUCGUGUUGGGCAUGCCCGCUUCGUCAGUGACAAUAGACGCAAGCUGCCGCGGGCAUGCCAAUGGCAGAGCUCUUAAUGCGGUUGCCCCUCAUCACUUCAGACGUCCAUCAUCUCUAGCAUGGUACCCCAAGAGAAUGUCACUUCGAGCUCAUCUUGGCUGAGCCGAAGACCACUUUCUGCCAUUGUUCGUCCACCAAAGCGUGCUGUUUAUAAACCUCGAGUGACGCUCGAGAGAAGCUUCAUCGUUUGACGCCCACGCGUUCCUUGCUUACUCACCCCUGCUACAUUCGAAGGAAAUAUUCCAGCGUCAUGAGACUCCUUCACCAUCUGACCAUUCUCUGCAGCUGCAUCUUGGUUCAUGGAAUUCUCGCAUUUCCUUUACGGAGCGAUUCUGCCUCGGAACCUGAAGUCUUUUACCGAAGGGAUCCUUCCGUCUUUUACAAUGAAUCGAAUUUUCCCGCUCCAGACAAAACCGUAACGAUCACGAUCACCAGAGAUCACUACGCCCCAGACGGUUAUGACCGACUGCACUAUCUCGUCAACGGUCAAUACCCCGGCGAACUUUUGGUCUGGGAUGAGGAUGACUGGGUAGAAGUGAUUGUGAACAACAACAGCUCCACGCCAUUCACCAUCCAUCAUCAUGGGGUCCUGAUGCAUGGCACUCCGCAAAUGGACGGAGUGCCAGGACUGAACCAAUGGAAUAUUCCCUUUGGGGGAAGCUUCACCUACCGCUUCCAUCUUCAAGGCCAUUACGGUGCUUACUGGGCACAUGCUCAUACUGUUGGCUAUUACAGUGACGGGCUCCGCUGGCCCUUCUACGUUCGCCCAAAGGCCUCUCGUGCAAAACCUUGGAAUCUGAUCUCCAAUGACAAGGACACGAUCGAGCAGCUCGAGUGGGCUGAAGGCAACUUUACAAUACAGUUUCGGACAGACCAGCUGCAUGUCACAGCCGAUGAAAUGCUUAUUGCUGUUCACACGACUGAUAUUCCCCCCGUCUGCUACGACUCCUUCCUCAUCAACGGUCGUGGGCGUCAGUACUGCCACUCAAACUGGUCGUCCGUCGCUCACGCAGCUGAGCUUGGCCUGCUCGCGUCAACGAGGAACAUCAACAGCGGCUUUUCGUCAAAAGGAUGCAUAUCACCGAAUCCUGCUAAAGAAGGGUUCGACGCGAUCAAAGUAUUUGAGGAAUACUACGGCGGGCCGUGCCAGAAUACGUCGGCUCCUAUUACCGUGUACAAUGCUGGCGCUUCUCUGGCGGCCGGAAGGCGAUGGCUGAACAUCCAAGCCAUCGAAGCCACUUCGUCGUACGAGGAUGCGCUUUCCAUCGACAAUCACAAAAUGUGGAUCGUCGCAGUGGAUGGCAACUAUGUUGAGCCGACGCUUGUGGACGUUGCAGAACUCACCAUCGGCUCGCGGUUGAGCAUCAUGGUCGAGCUGGACGAGUCGAAGGCGUACCGCGACUGGCCCAUCCGCUUCACGGGGUUGCGCCCACUGCAGCCGAUCGAAGGAUUCGCGCUGCUGACGUACAAUCAGACCGGCGACUACACAGCGGAAGAGGUAAACCUGAGCAUCGAUGCGGCUUUCGAGCACCUCUACACGCGCAACAAUGCUUCCAUCUCGCUUGGCGGCUUGGUCAAGAGCGCUACGAUCUGGAACCAGAGCAUUGACGUCCCUUUCAACCCGGCCGCGCACGUCCCCACUGCAUCGAACGUGACGCUGCACGCCUUCGUGUCGCAGAGCCAGGUCAAUGUGUGGCAGGUCGGCGAGCAGCCGAUGAACACCGUCAAGGCGGACCAGCAGGAUCCUGUGCUGUUCCAGCUAACGGAGGAAGGCAAGACGGUCGCGGAGAUCGAUUCGAAUAUGAUACAGCUAAGUCAAGCGAUUGCAGACUCCUCCAUUGUCGACAUCGUCGUUCAGAAUCCGGUAUACAACUACUUUGGGGGUCAAAGCGCGCUACAUCCUUUCCAUCUGCACAGCCACAAAUUCUGGGUCAUUGGAAGCGGUGACGGUUCCUUUGGAUUUGACACGGUAGAGGAAGCGCAGAAGGCGGGCGUUCCUUUUAAUCUUGAGAACCCUCCGCUUAGGGACGGCUACGAUGUACGCGCGAAUGGAUGGGUCGUUAUCCGUUUCGUUGCUGAUGCACACGGAGUCAGCAUGUUCCACUGCCACAUCGAUGACCACCUCGUGCAAGGCAUGGCAACAGUGUUGCUCGAGGGCCUCGAGCAAGUGCCUAAAGGCACUUUCUCCAGCAACCUGACAACCCGGCCGGACCAGCUGCGCUCGACCGCCAAUGACACAGUGCAGCAAGGGCUGCAGGAGGACUGGGACAAUGGCGUUGCAGCGGGCGCGUGGCCUUCGGCCGUGCGCAACGCGUCCGACCCGUGGGGGGAUCCCCGACAGCUGGGCGCCUCACUUCAGUCUGUCGCAAGCGCCUACAGCGCCUCGACCGCGGCGGCGGCGGCGGCGAGUUCGACUGCCGCAGCUCAGCGUCGCUAGCGGCUACGUAGAAGACGGCACGGAUCGUUCUCGAGCGCGCGCGGUGCGUCUUAUCAAC